Messenger RNA from Triticum turgidum subsp. durum (durum wheat), 1215 nucleotides. NCBI's taxonomy places the organism in Eukaryota, Viridiplantae, Streptophyta, Magnoliopsida, Poales, Poaceae. The record is from the annotation of a GenBank genome assembly.
AUGGCGAUGCAGCCGGGCGGCGAGGGGGAGACGCUGAUGCAGCGGUGCAAGCCGUACGUGGCGAUGAUCUCGCUGCAGUUCGGGUACGCCGGGAUGAACGUGAUCACCAAGGUGUCGCUGAACCACGGCAUGAGCCACUACGUGCUGGUGGUGUACCGCCACGCCUUCGCCACCCUCUCCAUCGCGCCCUUCGCGCUCUUCCUGGAGCGCGGCAAGGCCCGCCCGCCGCGGAUGACCCCCCUCGUCUUCCUCAACAUCUUCCUCCUCGCCCUCAUGGGCCCCGUCAUCGACCAGAACUUCUACUACGCCGGCCUCAAGUACACCUCGCCCACCUUCUCCUGCGCCAUGAGCAACAUGCUCCCCGCCAUGACCUUCGUCAUGGCGGUCAUCUUCCGGAUGGAGAAGGUGGACCUCAAGAAGGCCAGGUGCAUGGCCAAGGUGGCCGGCACGCUCGUCACGGUGGCCGGCGCCAUGCUCAUGACGCUCUACAAGGGCCGCGCCGUGGAGAUGAUCUGGUCCAGGCACGCGCACCUCCCCGGCCCGCACCAGGACGCCGCCGCCGCCGCCAAGGACUGGUUCAAGGGGUCCAUAUUCCUCAUCAUCGCCACCCUUGCAUGGGCCUCCCUCUUCAUCCUCCAGGGCCCGACGCUGACGAGGUACGACGCGCCGCUGACCCUGACGACGCUCAUCUGCUUCGUGGGCACCCUGCAGGCCAUCGUGGUCACCUUGGCCAUGGAGCACACCACCGACGUCUGGAAGAUCGGCUUCGACAUGAACCUCCUCGCCGCCGCCUACGCCGGUAUCGUGACGUCGAGCAUUGCCUACUACGUGCAAGGGCUGGUGAUCCAGAGCCGGGGCCCGGUCUUCGCCUCGGCCUUCAGCCCGCUCAUGAUGAUCGUGGUGGCCAUCAUGGGCUCCUUCAUCCUCGCCGAGAACAUCUACCUCGGAGGGAUCAUCGGGUCCGUCCUGAUCGUGGCCGGGCUCUACUCGGUGCUCUGGGGGAAGCACAAGGAGGACGUGGAGAAGAAGGAGAUCGAGGCGACGGAGAUCCCCGUGGCGAUCAAGGGCGUCGAGGGCAACGGCAGGAUCAUGGACAUGGUGGAGCUGGACGAGGUGGAGCUGGAGAAGGCCCAGGCCAACGGCAAGGCGGUCACCAUCUCGGUGCCCGCCGCCGCCGGGGAAGCUGCCCGGGUGCAGCGCGACGACGAGAACUGA